AUGGACAGACUCAAUCUCGACGCGCUCCGCAACUUGAGCCUCGGCAGCCGCAGCGGAAGUUCGCGCAGUGGGAGCUCGCGCAGUGGAAGCCGCAGCGAGAGCCGAAGCGAGAGCCGCAGCGGCAGCAGCCGGCACGGGGGCGGCAGCAGCAGCAGCAGGAGGAGGCGCCGUACCCCCUCCGAGUGCAGCUCCGACACGACCAUCAUCGACGACGGGCCGCCGGCCCUUGAGAGGCUCCGCUUGGCCAACCUGGCCCAGUAUGGACCCGAGGUGAUGGAGGCGAUCCGCGUCAAGGAGGAAUACGACGAAGAGCAGAUCAGGCUCGGACGGAGUGUCUACGGAGGAUACGAUGGGGCUUCUGCCACCUGGCCUACCCCAAGCUCCGUUGCUGGAUCCGUCGCCGGGUCUGUCGCCCCCUCGACCGCGAGUUGGGUGACUGACUCGGGGGCCAGCUACGUCGACCCACGGGGCGGAAGCCGCAGCAUGGCUGGAAGCAUGGCUGGAAGCAUGGCCGGCAGUGUUGCUGGUAGCGUUGCCGGUAGCGUGUCAAGCCGGCAGUCCGUGUCAACGGGAUACGGAGGAUACGGUGGACAUGAAGGACACGGAGGACACGGAAACCUCCCGGUCCCAAGUGGACAUUUGCAGCAGCGCGCAGCCCCCAGCAGCAGCUCGAUGGCCAUCUCCGUAGACGGAGGCCGACAGCCCCAGGCGUUCUGGCCCAACGUCAAGCCCAGGCUCAUCUCCGACGCCAUCCUCCAGGACUUCACCCUCCCGUGCCCGCAGUGCUCCAUCUCGAUGAGCGCCGCUGAGCCCGGCACCCAGCACCGCGCCAUGAUCCUCUGCUGCGGCCACAUGAUGUGCGAGGGCUGCGUCACGCGCAUCGCCGCCACCGACAGGAAGUGCCCCUACUGCUCCGUUCCCGUGGGGAAAUACAUCGACUGCGCCGGCAGCUGCCAGAACCCGGGCAUGAUCGGCCUCGGUCUCCCCGGCACCACGGAUCAGCUCCGGAGGUUCCCGCGCACCACCCCCGAGGGCGCCUCGCUGCCCGGCUGCUGCCCCAAGUGCCGCCUCCUGCGCAUCGAGCGGGACUGCAGGAAGCUGGUGCGCCACAUCCUCAACGACGCCAGGGCCCGGUCCGUCUGGAUGCCGUCCAGCGACCACAAGCCCGAUACCAAGGACUACAGGGACUACGUGCGCGUCCCCGAGCUCGAGCACUUCUUGAAGCUCCUCCGGGACACGGUCCACAGCGUCGAGAUCCACAAGCAGUAUACCUGGCUGCAGCCGGACCACCGCAACGGCCACGUGCAGGUCUGGGCCGAGAAGCGCGACUACACACGCUCUCGCCCGGGCCAGGGCUGA
This is a messenger RNA of Colletotrichum higginsianum IMI 349063, 1359 nucleotides long. RefSeq lists its product as uncharacterized. The transcript has a single exon. The coding region runs from base 1 to 1359 and encodes 452 amino acids. The record is from RefSeq and is a predicted model, not a curated record. Lineage: Eukaryota; Fungi; Ascomycota; Sordariomycetes; Glomerellales; Glomerellaceae.